AUGGUGAGGAAGAGAAAGGCUAGUGAUCAGGGAGAAGAAGAGAGAGAAAAGACUACUGAUGGGGAUAUGCAGUGGGCUCAGAUGGUGAAUGGUGCUGCAGCAGCAGUAGGUGGGGCCCGAUGUGCCCAGAAACACUAUGUUGGGGUGCGCCAAAGGCCAUCAGGGCGAUGGGUGGCCGAGAUAAAAGAUACAAUUCAGAAGAUUAGAGUAUGGUUGGGCACAUUUGACACUGCUGAGGAAGCUGCUAGAGCUUAUGAUGAGGCUGCUUGCUUGCUUCGUGGUGCCAAUACGAGGACAAACUUUUGGCCUUGUUCCCAAUCUACUUCUAAUUCAUCCCCAGCUCUUCCCUCCAAGAUCACCAAUCUUCUCCUCCAAAGGCUUAAAGCUAGAAACAAUGCUUGUUCUUCCCCGGCUGCUUCGUUUCAUGAUCACCACCAACAAAAGGAAAUAUCAGAUACCCAAUUUGAUGAUUUCUUUAACAUGUCCAAUGUGACCAACCGCAAAAACAUUGCAAGUGUUGAAUCAAGUUUCAUUCAAAAGGGAGGUAGUGGUGUGAGAGAAUGUGAAUUGGACAAUAAUUGGACUAAUGUUGAUCAGUUAUUGAAUUGUUUUGACCAUAUUGGAGGCGAGGGAGAGCAGAAACGAGGGGGAGAAGAAAAAAUGGAACAUUAUGGAGAACAGCCCUCGAUGCUUACAGAGGCGAUGAAGAGGAUGAAAUACGAACGCAAUUUUUCUGCUUCACUUUACGCGUUCAAUGGGAUAUCCGAGUGUUUAAGGCUCAAUAUUGAAUCCGGAAACACUGACUUAUCCAACCUUGCUAUCAGAUGCAGAAAAAAUCAAGAAGGAAACAAGAAGGAAGAUAACGAAUGUGUUCAAGGGAUAUGGCAAGAACAAGUAGAGAGCUUUCGAUUCAAUUCAACAGAAAUUGGGUCAUCAUCUUCUUCUUCUUCUUCUUCGUCUUCGUUGAGCAAGGAAUGCAGUGAAUUGUCUCUUUGGAGUUCUCUUGGUCUGCCUCCUAUCACUAUGUUAUUUAGUGGACACAAGGGGCUUGAAUUUUGA
This is a messenger RNA of Ilex paraguariensis (yerba mate), 1059 nucleotides long. NCBI's taxonomy places the organism in Eukaryota, Viridiplantae, Streptophyta, Magnoliopsida, Aquifoliales, Aquifoliaceae. The record is from the annotation of a GenBank genome assembly.